This is a messenger RNA of Cornus florida, 2686 nucleotides long. Its product is annotated as ankyrin repeat-containing protein At5g02620-like. NCBI's taxonomy places the organism in Eukaryota, Viridiplantae, Streptophyta, Magnoliopsida, Cornales, Cornaceae. Gene Ontology annotation, molecular function: protein phosphatase 1 binding; protein phosphatase regulator activity. The record is from RefSeq and is a predicted model, not a curated record. The transcript has 4 exons. Bases 753 to 2372 code for a protein of 539 amino acids. Gene Ontology annotation, cellular component: plasma membrane.
CUCAACACAUUAUAGUAGUUACUUGCAAGUUUGCCAUAUCAGUUUACAUCAACUAAUGUUCGGCUUUCCUUGUAACUCAUUUUCCUCUGCUAAUGUUAGAAACUACUAAACUUUAUUGUCUGCUUCAGAUUUGGAACUUGUGAUUCUUUAUCCUCACUUAUUAUUGUUGUUGCUCUCUCCAUCAUAUAUGGAAGCUGCUACAAAAUUACAUAUCUUCAAUCUCUAUUUUUGAUAUCUGUCUUGCUCUUUCAAAACCCUUCACUCUCUAGUUAACUCUUGCCUUGAUACAGAUUGAGAAGCUGUGUUUUUCAGAACCCAGUUGUUGUCUGUUGUUCUUGUUUUUCAGAGUCAGAAGGAUGAAGAAAGUGGGUGGUUAAGAUGUCAUGGAAACAAGUGGCUAUUAUUUAAGUGAAAAAAAAGGAUCCACUGUUCAAAUGUGAAAAGGAUAUAUUUAUACAUAUACAAAUAUGUGUGUAUAUAUAUAGUUGUGUGUGCAGAAUCUGCAGAUGAUGUCAGAAUACGCUAUGGGGUCAUAGCUGAAAAACCCCAUAUGUUUCUCAUGUGAAUCACCCUGAAUUUAUGAUCCAUCUUGAUUUAGAAAAGAAAUAUAUAUAUAUAUAUAUAUAUUGAUCUUUUUAGAGGUGUGAUAGGUGAUUAUUGAUCUGGGUUUUUAGUGAAAAGAAUGAAAGUUUUAGAAUAAUCAGAACAACAAUAGGGAAGAAAAGCUUUCAAUUCUAUUGAAUUUGGUGUUGAUGGAAGCUCCGGCGAGGCAGCAGAGCUUCCGUAGGAAGAAGAUUGUGAAGCAGCUGACCGGAAAACGAGACGACACACCGUUGCAUUCAGCUGCAAGGGCGGGGAAUUUGGAAGUUGCUUUGGAAAUACUCACUAAUAGUGGUGAGGAAGAGUUGAAGGAAUUGUUGUCCAAGCAAAACCGAUCCGGCGAAACUGCCCUCUAUGUUGCUGCUGAAUAUGGUUAUGUUGAUUUGGUGAAGGAGAUGAUACAGUUUCACGAUAUCGGGUCGGCUGGAAUCAAAGCUACAAAUCAUUAUGAUGCCUUUCACAUUGCUGCCAAGCAAGGGGAUUUGGAGAUAUUGAAGGUCCUCAUGGAGGCGUUUCAUGAACUUUCAAUGACGUCGGAUCAAACAAACACCACAGCAUUGCAUACAGCUGCUACACAAGGCCAUGUUGAAGUGGUGAAUUUCCUCUUGGAGAAAAACAGCAACCUAGCAACCAUAGCAAAAAGCAACUCAAAAACUGCUCUGCAUUCUUCUGCAAGGAAUGGGCAUUUGGAUGUUGUAAGGGCCCUUUUGAGCAAAGAAUUAGGAAUAGCAACGAGGAUAGAUAGGAAGGGGCAAACAGCUCUUCAUAUGGCAGUUAAGGGGCAGAGUAUUGAGGUGGUUGAUGAGCUUAUUGAGUCAGAUGCUGCUCUAAUUAACAUGGUUGACAGCAAGGGCAACACUGCACUCCAUAUAGCAGCCCGGAAGGGUCGUGCACCGAUUGUUCGGGCACUACUUACUCACAAUGGGAUCAAUAAAGAAGCCAUUAACAAAUCCGGAGAAACUGCUCUUGACACUGCUGAAAAAACUGGACACCCAGAGGUUGCAACUAUUCUACAGGAGCAUGGAGUCCAGAGUGCAAAAUCCCUGAAGCCACAACCGACAAAUCCUGCCAGGGAACUGAAACAAACAGUAAGUGACAUAAAGCAUGAGGUUCACAACCAGCUUGAGCACACACGCCGAACACGAAAGAGUGUCCGAGGUAUAGCCAAGCAGGUCAACAAAAUGCAUGAGGAAGGGCUAAACAAUGCCAUCACCUCCACCACAGUUGUUUCCGUUCUCAUAGCCACCGUUACUUUCGCUGCAAUUUUUACUGUCCCUGGCCAGUAUGUUGACGACCCUAAUAAUGUUCCACCUGGACUGUCUGUCGGAGAAGCAAACAUUGCUCCAAAUCCCUCUUUUAUGGUUUUUUUCAUAUCCGACUCACUUGCACUCUUCAUAUCUUUGGCUGUUGUGGUGGUUCAGACAUCGGUUGUAGCUGUAGAGAGAAAGGCAAAGAAGCAAAUGAUGGCAGUUAUUAACAAGCUAAUGUGGUUGGCUUGUGUGUUUGUGGCAGUUGCUUUUCUUUCACUAUCGUAUAUCAUUGUGGGAGGUCAUGAGAAGUGGUUGGCAGUUGGAGUGACAGUUAUAGGGACAGUGAUCUUGGUUACGACAUUGGGGAUAUUAUGCUAUUGGGUAAUUAUGCACCGGAUUGAGGAUUCGAAUUUGAGUCGCAUUCGCAGGUCGGCAAGGAGUAGCAAGUCGCAGUCGGGGUCUAUGUCAGUGAGGUCAGAGUCAGAGGUAGAGAAUGACUAUAAGAAAUUCUAUGCAAUUUGAGUUUGAAAUGCCAUGCAUCCUUUUUCCCCCUCAAUUGGCAUUUCUGAUUUCUUCCCUUUUAACUUGUUAAUAGUUUCUCCCUUUGCAUGUAUAUACCAAUGUAAUAUAUAACAUCAUCCUUUCCACUUCUAUUAAAUAAAGUAGCUAGUAAUUGCUGUCCCAGGAAGAUGAACUGUGUAAGAGUGUGAUAAAUAGCAGAGAAUCAUAAUCUCUGUCUAAAAUGUAGCGAUUUUUCAUGGCUAUCUGGAUUUUAACAUGUGAUUCUCAGUAUAUUUGAAGUCUAUAUGAUUCGCGUAUUAGUUAAAUUUAUAUAA